Periophthalmus magnuspinnatus is the source of this 1231-nucleotide messenger RNA. RefSeq names its product high choriolytic enzyme 1-like. Gene Ontology annotation, molecular function: zinc ion binding; metalloendopeptidase activity. The transcript is spliced from 9 exons. NCBI's taxonomy places the organism in Eukaryota, Metazoa, Chordata, Actinopteri, Gobiiformes, Gobiidae. Gene Ontology annotation, biological process: proteolysis. The record is from RefSeq and is a predicted model, not a curated record. Bases 63 to 905 code for a protein of 280 amino acids.
UCUACAACUACACAUAUUAGUACUAGUAAUUCGUACCUUGCUGAAGCUGUCUGAUCAGUAUCAUGGCUCGGGUCAUUGUCCUGACGGUCUUCUUGACCCUGCUCAGCCUGGGCUCUACUGCUUCCAUGCGUAAUAAAUUGCCAGAACAAGAAGGAAGGUUGGACAUCUUGGAGACCUUGCUGAAUGUCAACCCUCAGGAUGAUGGUACGCUGAUUGAAGGAGACAUCAAGAUGAAGGAGCUGGAAUCAAACAACGGUUCACCUGAUGACGCGCUGUCGAAUGCUGCCGCGUGCACCUCCUCCACUUGCCUGUGGGAAAAACACGAAGACGGACAUGUGUAUGUCCGUUAUGUUAUAAGCUCAGACUUUUCAAAAUUUGAAAAAAAUUUUAUCCAAGAUGCCAUGAAAGUUUUUGAAGAAGUCACCUGUAUUCGCUUUGAAGAGCUUAAUAAAAGGGAGCAACAACUAUUCACAAACUACAUCAAUAUAAUUUCAGCCACAGGGUGCUGGUCAUAUGUGGGCCGUCAGGCGGGUGUGCAGGAUCUGUCCCUGCAGAAAAAUGGCUGCAUGCACAAGCAAAUAAUCCAGCAUGAGCUUCUCCAUGCUUUGGGCUUCUACCACGAGCACAACCGGAGUGACCGCGACGACUACGUCAACAUCUUCUACGAAAACAUAUUAGCAGGCGCUGAAAAUAAUUUCAAACUUUUUACAACCAACAACCUCGAGACUUCAUAUGAUUUCUUUUCUGUGUUGCAGUACAGCAAUCGGGCAUUCAGCGCUAAUGGGCAAAUGACCAUCCAGGCUAAACACGACCCAUCAUUCGAGUUUGGAUUUGCUACGACCAUGAGUGAAAAUGACAAGCUCCGUACCAACAGGCUCUACAACUGCACCACGUACCUGCCCUAGUCUGCAAGAGGCACACAGAACACAAAAACAGCUCACCUUCUCAGAUCUCAUCUCAUUUAGCUACUCUAUUUAGACACAUUUGCACUGUGCAUUUUACAAGAAGCAGUUAUUUUUCUUCUUAAUUAUUUUGUUCAUAAUCAAAACAACUCAAUACUUAUCUAUGCACAUGUUUAUAUGUAAGCAAAUUGAGGGAAACUAUAUUCACUGUGCCAAAACAAUGUGAAAAUGUUUGUUUGUUUAAUGGUCUAAUUUGCGGUCUGUAUUUUAUUAAUAGUAGUAGUCUAACAGGUAAAGCAGUUUAAUAAAAUAAUGAUUUUUGUGCAUGC